AGGGAGAACCCCCUCUCCGAAUACCGGGUGACGCUGGGGGCCCUCCAGCUCCUGUCCCCCCCCGCCGACGCCCAAGUGAGGCGGGUGGCCGCCGUCACCCGCCACCCCGCUUACCGCGACGGCGACGUCAACGAGGCGCACGGUGACGUCGCCGGGGACCUCGCUUUGGCGCGCUUGGACCCCCCCGCCACCCCCACCCGGCUGGUGCGCCCAAUUUGCCUGCCCGGUCCUGCCGUCCGCUUUCCCCCCGGCACCAACUGCACCGUCACUGGAUGGGGGGACGUCCACACCGCUGGUCCCCUGCCGCCCCCCAAAACGCUGCAGCAGCUGGAGGUGCCCCUCCUCAGCCACCGGCAUUGCCGCUGCCUUUACGCGGAGACAGCCGGCGCGGGGACGCCCGCGGGGGACACGCUCUGCGCCGGUUUCCCCCAGGGACAACGCGACGCCUGCCAGGGUGAUUCCGGGGGUCCCCUCUCUUGCCGGGUGGGCGACAUUUGGCUACUGGCGGGGGGGGUAAGCUGGGGGGAGGAGCGAGGUCGUUAA
Messenger RNA from Haliaeetus leucocephalus (bald eagle), 543 nucleotides. It is a transcript of the gene PRSS8, whose product is annotated as protease, serine, 8. The annotation marks the transcript as partial. Gene Ontology annotation, molecular function: serine-type endopeptidase activity. Gene Ontology annotation, biological process: proteolysis. Lineage: Eukaryota; Metazoa; Chordata; Aves; Accipitriformes; Accipitridae. The transcript is spliced from 4 exons. The record is from RefSeq and is a predicted model, not a curated record.